Molecule: messenger RNA, 2163 nt
Organism: Lodderomyces margitis
Lineage: Eukaryota; Fungi; Ascomycota; Pichiomycetes; Serinales; Debaryomycetaceae
Exons: 1
Coding region: 1-2163 (720 amino acids)
Biological process (GO): ATP synthesis coupled electron transport
Cellular component (GO): membrane
Molecular function (GO): iron-sulfur cluster binding; NADH dehydrogenase (ubiquinone) activity
Source: RefSeq, a predicted model, not a curated record
AUGCUCUCAAUAAGGUCUCAAAUACUCAAGUCAUCAAAACGUCACAUCUCAGCUUCUGCAAGAAGACUAGCAGAUGUUGAAGUCACUAUCGAUGGUAGAAAAGUUUCCAUUGAAGCAGGAUCAUCGAUUAUUCAAGCAGCACAAUUAGCUGGAGUUCAAGUUCCUCGUUAUUGUUACCAUGACAAAUUAGCUAUUGCCGGUAAUUGCCGUAUGUGUUUGGUUGAUGUGGAAAGAAUGCCUAAAUUAAUUGCAUCGUGUGCCGUGCCUGUACAAAAUGGUAUGGUUGUUCACACUGAUUCAGAAAGAAUUAAAAAGGCUAGAGAAGGUGUCACCGAAAUGUUGUUGGAGAAUCAUCCUUUAGAUUGUCCUAUUUGUGAUCAAGGUGGUGAAUGUGACUUGCAAGAACAAUCGCAAAGAUACGGAUCUGAUCGUGGAAGAUUCAAGGAGUUGGUUGGUAAAAGAGCUGUUGAAAACAAAGCAAUCGGUCCUUUGGUUAAAACUUCAAUGAACAGAUGUAUCCACUGUACUAGAUGUGUUCGUUUCAUGAAUGAUGUUGCUGGUGCCCCUGAACUCGGUGUUGCUGGUAGAGGAAAUGAUAUGCAAAUUGGAACCUAUAUUGAAAGGAACAUCAACUCGGAAAUGUCAGGUAACAUCAUUGACUUGUGUCCUGUUGGUGCCUUAACUUCAAAGCCAUAUGCUUUCAGAGCAAGGCCAUGGGAGUUGAAGAGAACUGAAACUAUUGAUGUUUUGGAUGCUGUUGGUUCAAACGUCAGAGUUGACUGCAGAGGUAUUGAAGUCAUGAGAGUAUUACCUAGGUUAAAUGACGAUGUUAAUGAAGAGUGGAUUUCCGAUAAAACCAGAUUUGCCUGUGAUGGUUUGAAAACUCAACGUUUAACCACUCCAUUGAUUAGAAACGGUGAUAAGUUUGAAACUUCGACUUGGGAUGAAGCAUUGUCAACAAUUGCAGCUGCAUACACCAAGAUCAAGCCACAAAAUGGGGAAUUGAAAGCUGUUGCUGGUGCUUUAGUUGAUGCUGAAUCAUUGGUUGCAUUGAAGGACUUGGCUAACAAGUUGGGUUCUGAAAAUGUCACUACAGAUGUACCACAAGCAGUCGACGCUCACGGUUUGGACAUCAGAUCCAACUAUAUCUUCAACUCCACCAUUGAUGGUAUAGAAGAUGCCGACCAAAUUCUUUUGGUAGGAACAAACCCAAGAUUCGAAGCAGCUACAUUAAACACAAGGAUAAGAAAAGUGUGGUUGAGAUCAGGUUUGGAAAUUGCCUCAGUUGGUCAAGAAUUUGACGCUACGUUCGACGUUAACAGAUUAGGAGAAAACGCCAACGAUCUCAAGAAAGUACUCGACGGUGAAUUUGGAGAAAAAUUAUCUAAAGCUUCAAGACCAUUGAUCAUUGUUGGUUCAGGUGUCGCUGAUUCCCAAGAUGCCCAAACAAUUUACAACACUGUUGGUGAAUUUGCAUCAAAGCACAAAAACUUCAACUCUCCAGAAUGGAACGGUGUCAACUUGUUGCAUCGUGAAGCUUCAAGAGCUGCUGCUUUGGAUAUUGGAUUCAACACCUUGUCUGAACAGACCGCCAAGCCAAAAUUCAUUUAUUUAUUGGGCGCUGAUGAAGUAUCCAACAGUGAGAUUCCAAAAGAUGCUUUCGUUGUUUACCAAGGCCAUCACGGUGACGUUGGUGCCUCUUUUGCUGAUGUCAUCUUGCCGGGUGCUGCCUACACCGAGAAAUCGGCCACUUAUGUAAAUACCGAAGGAAGAACCCAAAUUACCAGAGCCGCCACUAACCCACCAGGUGUUGCUCGUGAAGAUUGGAAGAUUUUGAGGGCAUUAUCUGAAUAUUUGGGUGCCAAGUUACCAUAUGAUGACAUUGUUUCCGUAAGGAUGAGAUUGGGUGAAAUUGCUCCACAUUUAGUAAGACACGAUGUUAUUGAACCAGUAUCUUCUGAAAUUGCCCAAAUCGGAUUCCUUGACUUGGUGAAUAAAAACAAAUCAGCCAAGAUUUCUGGCAAACCAUUGAAGAACCCAAUAACCAACUUUUACUUUACUGAUGUGAUAUCAAGAUCUUCACCAACAAUGGCAAAAUGUGUUGCUGCAUUUGGUGCUAAAAUAGACAAGACAAAGGAUGAAAAGCCAGCUAUCAACUUUUAA